Messenger RNA from Paraphaeosphaeria sporulosa, 1497 nucleotides. RefSeq lists its product as uncharacterized. Lineage: Eukaryota; Fungi; Ascomycota; Dothideomycetes; Pleosporales; Didymosphaeriaceae. The transcript is spliced from 2 exons. The coding region runs from base 72 to 1130 and encodes 352 amino acids. The record is from RefSeq and is a predicted model, not a curated record.
UAUCGAUAAGUCGAGGAGCUUCAAAACGGAAGCGAUGACACGACCGCAGCAUCUCGAGGCAGAACCUCGCCAUGGCAGGCAACAAAACCAGACCCGUCAAGCGGGCCACGAAGCCGCUCACUGCGCCCGCCAUCCCCGACCCAUUCGAGCCUGCACCGGAAAGCCUCGCGCCACUCCUCGACAAUUUCGACAAGUCGUCUGUCUACAUCACGCACGUCGACAACCAUCCAGCCUGGUUCAAGAAGCGCGUGUUCACCGUUCCACUCGGCCUCAACGUUGCCAUCGCGCUGCUUAUACUAUGGCGGGUCUACAGUGCGGGUCCAUGGUACUGGGCGGUCAUCAUGUCGGUCCUCGGGAACGAAAAUGAAACGACAAUACACUGGGCCGCCUUGACUUGGGGCCAGCUGCUGGGAAGCGUGGCGUGGCGCGCAGGAGUUUUCCUGUUCGACUGGCUGGUUAUCACAGUGAUUGGGCCUUGGCCGUGGACCUUCUUCGCAGAGUCCCCGGGCAACCCCGUCUCCUGGCGCCUCAGUGUAGGCUUUCGCGAAAAAGAGGUGUACGUCAGGGAAUCGAGGGGAUGGGGGGCAAAGGAUUUGCUAGGUGAAGCUGAGGGGUCAAGUGGGAAGGCCGGCGCCGAUAGCCCCUUCUUCAAGACGCGUAUUCUGCCCGCCGUGGACCGCCGCAGAUUGACUGAGAAGACGGGCUACCUGCUCAUGGACAAGGACUUCGACCUCGUCUUCGGUGCCAUGGUGGACGCCACUCGCUUGAUUGACAGGAAGACCGUGUCUGUCGACGACUUCCGCACCAGUGUCUUCGUCUGGGUGGGCAAGGAGGAUGCAGGGCAGUGGGUGGUUUGGCCGUGCGGGAAGCUUGACGAUGGUUCAGAGACUGAGGCACGAGAGAAGAUCAUACUAUUCAAGGACCGCUUGACCGCCAUGGGCAAGGAGUCACUCUUCUUCAAGUGGAUUGAACUGGUUCAGUAUGAGAGCUCCGCGCCCGGCGAGUUCACGUACGAGAGGCAGGCCGCAACUGCAGAGAAGGCGAAGCAGCUGUUCGAGAAUGCAGGGGUCGACUUUGACGCGUUCGUCAAGGACAUAGGCGGUCUGCAAGGCAUGCCUGGAAUGGAUUAGGUCGGUCGUUGUGCUUAUGAAUGAUACCCACUUUCGUCACGAUCACGAUGACUCUGCCGCCACUCUUCAGAGUGCCUACACAAGACCAGCGUUCAUAUUCUUACCCUACGAGGGACGAUUCAGUGAUCAAUUCUCUAACCCGAUGACGUGGAAAUAGUAAAUGCGUCACACAAAACCGCAGAGAGGCGAGUUACUUCGCUAGGCACGAAACAGCUCAUGAUUGGAUACCAAAGUACGACAAUGGCUACCACGAGGUGUACGUACUGAAUAUCGACGCUUAAGUUUUAAAUGGAACCGACGAAAGCCCUAAACCGCGUAUCACGGUUAUGUGCCACUCGGACCGUGCACCCCAAGUGCUGAAGACCCC